This is a messenger RNA of Saprolegnia diclina VS20, 1785 nucleotides long. RefSeq lists its product as hypothetical. Gene Ontology annotation, molecular function: transmembrane transporter activity. Bases 26 to 1732 code for a protein of 568 amino acids. The transcript has 2 exons. The record is from RefSeq and is a predicted model, not a curated record. Lineage: Eukaryota; Oomycota; Saprolegniomycetes; Saprolegniales; Saprolegniaceae. Gene Ontology annotation, biological process: transmembrane transport.
UGUCAGGCGGACUUUAUAUUUUUGGAUGUUUCGAGCGUACUGGACGCUGGCGCUCGAUCCGCAAUCGGCGUACGCCGUGCAGGCGGAGCGCUACGUCUUCUACUGGCCGCUCUACAGUACGCAUCUCUUAGCGCCGCGCUACUGCUGCCUCCGCUUUCACCGCGGCUAUAUCUUUGUCGCGGCGCUGCUGCUGCAAUUCGUCGCCGGCUCCAUCUACGCCAUCUCGUCGGUCGCUGGCCCGAUCAACGCCUACUUUCGCUUUCCAGAAAACAGCCCCAACGCGCGAAACGCGAUCGUCCUCACAGGCAUCCUCAGCGUCCUCGCGCAAACGCUUCUCGGACCGCUCGUCGAACGCAAGGGGCCGCGCUUCUCGCUUGCUAUCAGCACUUGCGUCAUGGCCGUUGGACUCUUGACCGGACAGAUUGCGUCCUUGCUGCGCAUAUGGCCACUGCUGCCUAUUGGGACGUGUUUGGGUGGCAUGGCCUUUGCUGCGAUCGUGCUUGCUUCCAUCUCGACCGCGCUCAAGUGGGCACCGGACGCCCGCGGUGCCGUCGCCGGUAUUUGUCUCUUUGGCUUUGGUCUUGGCAAACACGUUUGGGGUCUGCUCUUCGAGUCGCUCCUCGAUGGCACGGACGCGACGUUCCAGUACCUCUUUUGGAUCCUCCUCGCGGUGCUUCUCUCGACGCUCUCGCUGGCGACGCUCAUCAUUCGCCUGCCGCCAAGAGACUUUAGCGUCCGCGGCCACGACAUGCACUGCAUUCCGUGCGCCAAGGCCCCGAGCGCGAGCCUCGUCCAAGAUGAGUUUCUGCAUGUGGGCAUGACGCUCGUCAACUACAAGGCGAUUGCGCGGCACAGCAGCUCGCUCGUCGAGGGCACGGACCGUCGGUACCACGAGCAAGUCAAGGCUCUGUCGCUGCUGCAGUGCAUCUUCUCGACCGACUUUGCGUUUCUCCUCCUCGCGCUCAUCUCCAAUUCGACCGUGGGCUUGUUUUAUAACGAGAUGACCGCGAUCCAAGUCCGCUCGGACUUCCUCAGCGACGUGUACCACAUCUCGGAUGCGGCCGCCGACGCCGUUCGGCUCCGUGGUGUGGCUGCCGACCUCGCGGGCCGGCUCGUGAUGCCGAUCCUCUCGGACAUUUGCAUCCGGCUGCUGUACGGCAACCCGGCGUUCGUUCGGAAAGGCUGCUUCUUGGUGCUGCUACUGGUGCAGUGCGUGGCGCUGCCCAUAGUGUACUUUUCGUCGAAUCAGAUGACGGACUUUGCGUCGGUCGAGCGGCUCUUGUAUCUGCUGGCGUUUGCCUCCAACUCUGGCGCGGCGCUGCUCGUGUGCUUCCUCGCCGACAUGUUUGGCGUCUACCACGUCGGCACCAUGUACGGCCUCUCGUCGCUGCUGUGGGUGGUCGGCCAAGGCAUUUUGCUUGCAUUUGGCGUCGACUCGACGGCGGUGAUUGGCCGUCAAGUGCUGCUGUUCUGGUAUCUCUCGCUCGCCGGCCUUGUCUUGAUGCUGCUCGUGCGCACCAACUCGUCAGAUCGGUUCUACCGCGGGUACCAGUUCACAGUGUGUGGCAAGGUGUUUGUGCGGCGUCCGUGGUCAGCGAUGCGGGAUAUCCAUCACACGAUGGACGUGUACGCAGACGUGCCCGACGCAAACCAUGGCCGCGUCUCGAUGCCAUAUCUCUGGUCGUCGUCAAGCUCGUUGGGUAGCUGGGACGAAGGGUACCCAGCAAAAUAGCUUUGGACGUGAAUACAAGUUCUUCGUACUAUCAAAAUGCACUUGCAAUAUGA